Messenger RNA from Schistocerca gregaria, 552 nucleotides. RefSeq lists its product as uncharacterized. The record is from RefSeq and is a predicted model, not a curated record. Gene Ontology annotation, biological process: sensory perception of taste. The transcript has 2 exons. Bases 1 to 552 code for a protein of 183 amino acids. NCBI's taxonomy places the organism in Eukaryota, Metazoa, Arthropoda, Insecta, Orthoptera, Acrididae. Gene Ontology annotation, cellular component: membrane.
AUGGCCGAGACGAAUGAAGCCCGACUCGCGAGCACCAUUUCCGAGGCAUACGUAGGACUCUCGCAGCUGGCAGAUUCACUGGACAGAACGUACGCGACUUGGAACGCGUUAUCGACCGUGGAAGUGACGCUGUCUGUCGUAGCGAUCAUAUUUUUCUUCGUGUCCUCUGUCGCCAUAUCACCGCCGGCGUUCUCUCCUGCCGUAUUGGUCACCAUCGGCUCCAGGCUGGCGCGCACAGUCGUCAGGUUCUCGAGCACGUGCCUGGUGUGCCAGGCGACCAGCAGCGAGGCGAACCGCGCGGCCCACCUGGUGCAGCGGGUGCUGGCGCGUCGCUUGCUUGGCUCCCGCGCAAGCGCAGACCGGGCGUCGGCGGCGCUGCGGCUCUUGGGAGACUACCUCGGCGCCAGGAAGCUGGCGUUCAGCGCGCGCGGCCUCUUCCCCCUCGACGGCAGCACGGUGUGCGCACUUUCCGGUACCGUCUUCACCUACACCAUCGUCAUGAUGCAGUUCGACUCGUUCGAAGAAGAGCGCACUUACGAUGGGACGACAUAA